AUGACUCUAACGUGUGCAGGUCCAGGGUCUUUGAAACCAGUCAUCAUCAAGCCAAAGAGCCUAAAAAAUCUUUUCAUAUCAGUACUGGGUGAAGGUCAUACAGGAUACACGGGGCAUUACAACUACUAUGGCAUGGACCAACUAGCGAAGAGUCCGGACAUAGACUUCAGGAAGAAGACGUGGAUGUAUGUUGGUGGAUACUUCUCCACAAAUUCGUUGAAUUCCGGUCGGAAUCUGGGCUAUGACUACAAGGCUAGGGGAUACAACGCGCUUUCUCUUGACAUGUUUCAAUUCACAACAACUUAUUAUCCUCAGGCCGCACGCAUCGUACGAGCUGUCAGUAAACAUGCAGCGGAAAUGCUGGUCAAGUUGACACGCCACGGUCUUGACCCUAAGAAACUCGAAAUCACCGGCAUGAGUCUCGGUGCGCAAACCAUGGGCUUCAUAGCCAAGAACUACCGGCAGAUGACCGGACAAAACAUCUCUUUGCUCACUGCAUUGGACGGAGCUGGACCAUGCUUUAGGCAUCGCGAGCCAGACGAAAGACUGGAUAAAUCUGACGCUGAUUUCGUCGUGAGCGUCCUUACAACCAUGGACAUAUCAAGCAUAUCUGUUCCUUAUGCUCAUGUAACUUUCUAUGUAAACGGGGGAGCAUUUCAAGAAGGGGAUAUAGCGUGGCUUCCCUGUGAUGCCUUGUGUAGUCAUAUAAGGGCGUAUUUCGUCUGGUGGGCAGCUGUGGUGUAUCCUAGUGCUUUUAUAGCUGUGCGUUGUGAUACUGUGCAACAAGCUAGAGAUGGUGACUGUUACGAUUUGCAGCCAAUGGUGACGAACACUAUGGGCCUGCUUACUGACAGGAGCAGACCAGGAAUUUAUUAUCUGCGUACAAUCAAUAGGUGGCCUUAUGCUUUGGGAAGGCGAGGCUUGAGGAAAACUUAAAAAGC
Cydia fagiglandana is the source of this 941-nucleotide messenger RNA. Its product is annotated as lipase member H-like. Gene Ontology annotation, molecular function: lipase activity. Lineage: Eukaryota; Metazoa; Arthropoda; Insecta; Lepidoptera; Tortricidae. The transcript is spliced from 3 exons. The record is from RefSeq and is a predicted model, not a curated record. Gene Ontology annotation, biological process: lipid catabolic process. Bases 1 to 936 code for a protein of 311 amino acids.